Molecule: messenger RNA, 8135 nt
Organism: Hippoglossus stenolepis (Pacific halibut)
Lineage: Eukaryota; Metazoa; Chordata; Actinopteri; Pleuronectiformes; Pleuronectidae
Gene: ascc3
Product: activating signal cointegrator 1 complex subunit 3
Exons: 42
Coding region: 154-6762 (2202 amino acids)
Molecular function (GO): ATP binding; ATP hydrolysis activity; nucleic acid binding
Source: RefSeq, a predicted model, not a curated record
UUCGCCUCAGACACUACAAUACCCAGGAUUCCUGGCAACUACGUCACCAGUGUUGACAUCCGCCGGCAGGCCGAUCCACAGCUCAUGCUACAGGCUGCUCCGUUGCAGAGAUACAGUGGAGAGGCGGUGUGUGGAUGAGAGCCUCAGAGCAUCAUGUCUCCACCUCGGCUCACCGGUGCCCUGCGCUCCUUCUCCCAUGUCAGCAAAAAGGAGCACCUCACUGAACAGCCCUACGAUCUCAAGACCAAACGUCUGAAGCGACAGGAGCUGUUUGCCAGAGAGGGCCUGACUUGGCAGAAGAUUGUCCAUUUCUGCACCGAGCAUCAGGACAAAGCUGAGCACCAAGCUGCCAGUCAGGAACUGAAGAGCUUCCUUCUGGCAGCCAAACAGAUUGUGGGGGAUGAACACGGUCAGGAGGCCAUUGAAAGUGCUGCUGUCUUUCUGUUUGAGACCUUCCACAACAAAGACCAUGUGGGCACAGAGGAGACCCGGGCCAUUAGACAGAUGUUUGGCCCCUUUCCGUCAGCUGCAGCCGAAUCCUCCUGUGCCUCUGUGGCUCGGCUUGUGGCUUCACUUGGAAACUCCCAAGUUGAAGAUUUUAUUCAGACCCACACCUCCCAUCACAACCCACAACGGGGCUCCGCUUUUGGACGCAACAUUGUCUUCUCAUAUGAUUGCUACACAUUGGACCCACUGGAGGGCCUGCCCUUGUCCGCUCCCCAUGAGGAGAACAUUAGCCUGGACUUUAUCAACUUUCUAAACAACCAGCAGAGCGGGAGGAAGGCCACCAGUGAGGAGGAGGUGUCCAGCUCAGGCAGAUCUACCGGCUCUGGGGAUGGAGCUACCCUAAGAAUGGAGGUCGAGAAGUACCUGAACAGAGGCAACAUGAUCUCAUCCAGCCCAGAGGAGCUGUGCACAUCCUUGUUUGAGAUGCUGGCCUCGCACAAGAGUGAUGAUGAGCUACAGAAUGAGCUGUUCGAGCUGCUGGGACCAGAUGGGCUGGAGAUGAUCUCCACCCUCCUCCAGCGAAGGAUGGCCAUCGUCGACUCCCUCCUCACUCUCCCAUCCGAUAGGAUUGGCUUCCCACCAGAUCUGAGCCAAAAAGGGGAAAUGAAGCCUAUCUACGGGUGCCAGGUGACCAUCCAGUCGGAGCAGGAAAAACAGAUGAUGAAGAAUUACCGCAGGGAGGAGAAGAGAGAGAGGAAGAAAGGCAAAGGAACAGACGAUGGCGACAUCUCGGAUGCUUUUAUGCCCUUCGACCCCAGAGAGAUGAGAGCCCACCGGGAGCAGGCCCUUCUGACUGCACGACGUGAGCCUGUACUAGGCAGAGAAAGAGUGUACCAACGAAUUCAGUAUCCCAACGUCUACGACGUCUACACGGAGGCCACAAAUAUGCCUGCAUUUGUUGGAGGAGCCAGGAUUUUGCUCCCUGAGGGAAUCCACAGAGAGAACAAUAAGAUGUAUGAACAGGUGGAGAUCCCCCCCAGCGAGGCCAUGCCUAUCGGCUUUGAAGAGAAGCCGAUCUACAUCUCUGAACUAGACGAGAUCGGGCAGCUGGUGUUCAAGGGGAUGAAGAGUCUGAACAGGAUCCAGUCCGUUGUCUUUGAGACGGCCUAUAACACCAACGAAAACCUUCUGAUCUGCGCUCCAACUGGCGCCGGCAAGACCAACAUCGCCAUGCUGACUGUUCUCCACGAGAUCCGCCAGCACCUGCAGCCAGGCGGUGUCAUCAAGAAGGACGAAUUCAAGAUUGUAUAUGUGGCUCCAAUGAAGGCCUUGGCAGCGGAGAUGACUAAAUACUUCAGUAAGCGAUUGGAGCCACUGGGCAUCUCUGUUAAAGAACUCACUGGAGACAUGCAGCUAACCAAAGGAGAGAUCCUUCGAACACAGAUGUUGGUGACGACUCCAGAGAAGUGGGAUGUUGUGACCAGGAAGAGCGUCGGAGAUGCCUCUCUCUCUCAGAUUGUGCGACUGCUGAUCUUGGAUGAGGUUCAUCUCCUCCACGAGGAUCGAGGUCCGGUACUGGAGUGCCUGGUGGCGAGGACCAUCAGACAGGUGGAGUCCACCCAGAGUAUGAUCAGGAUCCUGGGACUAUCAGCCACCCUGCCCAACUACCUGGAUGUGGCCUCAUUCCUUCAUGUCAACCCUUAUAUUGGCCUCUUCUUCUUCGACAGUCGCUUCAGACCUGUGCCCCUUGGACAGACCUUUGUAGGCAUCAAAAGCACCAACAAGAUCCAGCAGCUUCAUGACAUGGAGGAGGUUUGUUACAACAAAGUUGUGGAGCAGGUUAAAGCCGGUCAUCAGGUGAUGGUGUUUGUCCACGCCCGUAAUGCUACAGUGAGGACGGCCUUGGGAAUGAUCGAGAUGGCAAAGAACGUCGGAGAGAUCACCUUCUUUCAACCAAACCAGGGUGCAGACUAUGGCCAGUGUGAGAAACAGAUCCAGCGCUCCAGAAACAAGCAGAUGAAGGAGAUGUUCCCAGAAGGCUUUGGGAUCCACCAUGCUGGCAUGCUGCGUUCUGACCGCAGUAUGAUGGAGAGCAUGUUCUCCAAAGGCUACCUCAAGGUGCUGGUCAGCACUGCCACACUGGCCUGGGGAGUGAACCUGCCGGCCCAUGCAGUCAUCAUCAAGGGCACUCAGAUCUACGACGCCAAGCGCGGUGCCCUAGUGGAUCUGGGUAUCCUGGAUGUCAUGCAGAUUUUCGGCCGUGCCGGUCGUCCUCAGUUUGACAAGUACGGCGAGGGCACUAUCAUCACUUCCCAUGAUAAGCUGAGUCAUUACCUGACCCUGCUGACUCAGCAGAACCCCAUCGAGAGUCAGUUUCUGGACAACCUGGCUGACAACCUCAACGCUGAGAUUGUGUUGGGGACAGUCACCAACGUGGAGGAGGCAGUGAAGUGGCUGAGUUAUACGUACUUCUAUGUUCGCAUGAGGGCCAACCCACUGGCAUACGGCAUCAACCACAAGGCUUAUCAGAUGGAUCCGUCCUUGGAGCUGUACAGGAAGGAGCUGGUGGUGGAGUCUGGCAGGAAGCUGGACAAGGCGAGGAUGAUCCGCUUUGAGGAGCGAACCGGCUACUUCGGAUCCACUGACCUAGGAAGGACCGCCAGUCACUUCUACAUCAGAUACAACACCAUAGAGACGUUCAACGAGCUUUUCAACUCUCAGCGAACAGAAGCUGAUGUCUUCAGUAUCGUGUCCAAGGCCGAGGAGUUUGAACAGCUAAAGGUUCGUGAUGAUGAGACGGAGGAGCUGGAGCAGUUGCUGUAUAACAACUGUGAGCUGCAGGCUGCAGGCGGCGUGGAGAACGGCUACGGCAAGGUCAACAUUCUGCUGCAGACGUACAUCGGCCGUGGGGAGGUGGACAGCUUCUCGCUCAUCUCAGACCUGUCGUAUGUGGCACAGAAUGCUGCUCGAAUCGUCAGGGCGUUGUUUGAGAUUGCUCUGAGGAAGCGGUGGCCGGCCAUGACCUACCGACUUCUCACCCUGUGUAAAGUGAUCGACAAGCGGCUGUGGAGCUUCGCCCACCCUCUUCGCCAGUUCCCCAACCUGAGUCACAUUGUGCUGAACCGCUUGGAGGAGAAGAAGCUCACUGUGGACAAACUGAAGGAGAUGAGAAAGGAUGAGAUUGGUCACAUGCUGCACCACGUCAACAUCGGCUUAUCGGUCAAACAGUGCGUCCAUCAGAUCCCCUCGAUCACCAUGGAGGCCAAUAUCCAGCCAAUCACGCGCACCGUCCUGCGUAUCCGUCUCCUCGUCACACCGGACUUCCACUGGAAUGAUCAGGUCCAUGGGUCAGUGGGGGAGCCAUGGUGGUUGUGGGUGGAGGAUCCCAUCAAUGAUCACAUCUACCACUCGGAGUACUUCCUCCUGCAGAAGAAACAGGUAGUAACAGCGGAGCCGCAGCACAUCGUGUUCACCAUCCCCAUCUUUGAGCCAUUGCCCUCUCAGUACUACAUCAAGGCAGUGUCUGACCGCUGGCUCGGGGCCGAGGCCGUUUGCAUCAUCAACUUCCAGAACCUCAUCUUACCCGAGAGACACCCCCCGCACACAGAGCUUCUGGACCUGCAGCCGUUGCCGGUGACGGCUCUGGGUAACCCUCAGUUCGAGAGCCUGUACAAGUUCACUCACUUCAACCCCAUCCAGACCCAGAUCUUCCACACGCUGUACCACACCGACACUAAUGUCCUUCUGGGGGCGCCAACAGGCUCUGGAAAAACCAUCGCUGCAGAGAUGGCCAUGUUUCGGGUGUUCAACGAAUAUCCGACCUCUAAGGUGGUGUACAUCGCCCCUAUGAAAGCCCUGGUGAGAGAAAGGAUUGAGGACUGGAAGGUCAGAAUUGAGCAACAACUUGGAAAGAAAGUGGUGGAACUGACGGGUGACGUGACUCCAGACAUGAGAUCUAUCGCGCAGGCCGACCUCAUCGUCACCACACCGGAGAAGUGGGAUGGAGUGAGCAGAAGCUGGCAGAACCGAAGCUACGUUCAGAAAGUGGCCAUUCUCAUCAUCGACGAAAUCCACCUGCUUGGUGAGGACAGAGGUCCCGUGUUGGAGGUCAUUGUGUCCAGGACCAACUUCAUCUCCUCUCACACGUCUAAGAGUGUGCGAGUGGUCGGUCUGUCCACAGCUCUGGCCAACGCUCGAGACCUCGCCGACUGGCUAGGAAUUGGACAGGUGGGUUUGUUUAACUUCCGUCCGUCUGUUCGCCCCGUGCCGCUAGAAGUUCACAUCCACGGUUUCCCAGGACAGCACUACUGCCCCCGCAUGGCCAGCAUGAACAAGCCCACCUUCCAAGCGAUACGCAGCCACUCCCCUGCCAAACCAGUGCUGAUUUUUGUCUCAUCGCGACGACAAACUCGACUGACCGCCCUGGAUCUUAUCGCCUACCUGGCCACAGAGGACAACCCCAAACAGUGGCUGCACCAGGACGAGAGAGAGAUAGAGGACAUCAUCGCCACAGUUAGAGAUUCCAACCUGAAACUGACGCUGGCAUUUGGGAUCGGCAUGCACCACGCAGGCCUGCAUGAGAGAGACCGCAAGACUGUGGAGGAGCUGUUUGUCAACUGUAAGAUCCAGGUUUUGAUUGCCACCAGUACUCUGGCUUGGGGGGUGAACUUCCCCGCUCACCUGGUGGUCGUCAAGGGAACUGAAUACUUCGAUGGCAAAACCAAACGCUACGUGGACUACCCCAUCACAGAUGUUCUGCAGAUGAUGGGUCGAGCAGGUCGGCCUCAGUUUGAUGAUCAGGGAAAAGCGGUAAUUCUCGUCCAUGACAUCAAGAAGGAUUUCUACAAGAAGUUCCUCUACGAGCCGUUCCCUGUGGAGUCCAGCCUCCUCAGCGUGCUGUCAGACCAUCUGAAUGCUGAGAUCGCUGCAGGAACCAUCUCAUCCAAACAGGAUGCAAUGGACUAUAUCACCUGGACAUACUUCUUCAGACGGCUGGUGAUGAAUCCCAGUUACUACAGCCUUGAAGACAUAGGCCACGAGUCCGUUAACAAAUACCUGUCCAGCCUGGUGGAGAAGAGCCUGCGGGACCUGGAGUGCUCUUACUGCAUGGAGAUACAUGAGGACGAUCGGACCAUUGUGCCACUGACUUAUGGACGCAUUGCCUCCUAUUACUACCUGAGGCAUCAGACCAUCCGCAUGUUUAAAGAGCGGCUGAAGGCUGAGAUGCCCAUCCACGAGCUGCUCUCCGUUCUGACGGAAGCAGAGGAGUACGCCGAGUUGCCCGUCAGACACAACGAGGACCAGCUGAACAGCCAGUUGGCGCAGCAGCUCCCACUGCAGGUCAACCCCCACUCCUUCGACAGCGCCCACACCAAGACCCACCUGCUGCUGCAGGCCCACUUCAGCCACGCCCAGCUACCGUGCAGCGACUACACCACCGACACCAAGACGGUGCUGGACAACGCCAUCCGAAUCUGUCAGGCAAUGCUGGAUGUUGCUGCAAAUGAAGGCUGGCUUGUUGCAGCCAUCGGCAUUUGCAACCUGGUACAGAUGAUUAUUCAGGGUCGCUGGCUGCACGACUCCUCAUUAGUGACACUGCCACAUGUGGAACAACAAGACCUCUAUCUGUUCAGGAAGUGGGCAAACAGGAAGGAGAGGAGGGACAGAGGAGGCUACAAUGGACCAAUUGAAGGACUUCCUGAGCUGAUUGCCGCCUGCAAUGGAAAAGAAAGUGUUUUCGCUGCUAUCGUCGGACAAGACUUCAAUUCAAGUCAGAUUGCCCAGGCUUGGUCCUUCCUGAGUCAUCUCCCAGUGCUGGAGGUUGAGAUGAGUGUGAAGGGCUGGUGGGAGGAGAAGCAGGAGCAGACGGAGAUCCGUCUACCUGCAGCUGGAGCGAACCUGAGAGACGAGAGCCGCUGGCUGCGUGUCCACGCUGACCAGGAGUACGUCCUGCACGUGUCACUGAGACGCAUCAACCUGGGCCAACAGAGGAGGAAGCAGGACAGUAAGGCCCAGGCUCCCAGGUUUCCCAAGGCGAAGGAUGAAGGCUGGUUCCUGAUAUUGGGGGAAGUGGAUCGCAAGGAGCUGCUGGCGGUCAAACGGGUUGGAUACGUGCGCAACCGCAUGUCCGUGUCGGUGGCCUUCUACACACCAGAGAAGACUGGGAAGUGCAUCUACACGCUGUACCUGAUGAGUGACAGCUACCUGGGUGUGGACCAGCAGUACGACAUCCACCUGAAUGUAACGCCUGCCAGCAUCGCGGCCCAGGUCAACACAGAGGUGUCCGACUCAGUGACCGACCAGCGCCGCAGCUGAGGAAACAAAACACGACUCUGUGACUCUGUGACUGUGUUACAGGAGGGAUUCUUAUCUCACACAUGUCACUGAUCUGUGUCAUUUCUGACACAGAUCAGUGGCCUUCAUCUCUUAUGUGUUGUGACCGCAUUGCAUUCUGGUCUGUUAAGGCUUUAGCAAAAAAGGUAAAUUUGUGCCUCAUUUAUUUUUGAUUUCUUAGAUUAUUUAGCACCAGUGAAGAAGGUGACAUUUUGGUUUCUUAUUUUAUUUUAUUGAUGGAACCUAAUUAAACACUGAAUUAUAUCAGGUGGCAAACUGCUGCUGCUGCACUGCUCUCUAUGAGCUGGAGCUUUAAAGUGUGUGUAACGUCUGGCCACAUCUCAGCAGAUUCAUUAACAUCACUGAUGGACACUGUGUUCCACUUCAGAUGGACUCUCUGUUUUCACAGCCAGUCUGUCCCAUCCACAAUUAAUGAAGUUUUCUUUUGCUAAACUUUGAAGAACAGAAGCAGUCCUUAGUUUCUGAGAUUCCUCUUCACGCUCAUCUGUGACCUCUGUGAGACUAAAAGCCUCCAGAUGUUUGAAAGGGAUUGGUUUACACAACUUGUCCUCUGAGUUCUACAAAUCUCAGACACUGUUGGACAAUCAAGUGUUUCCCUUUUUCGUUUGUGUUGGCUUUUCUACUUUGAUGAAGACACCACAUGUUCAUCCACCACAUCCACUGUAGGAGGCGUCCCAGCAGUCCAACAUUCACUUCCACUCUGUAUGCCACUGUGGUUUGUGUGGGGAAAACUGAGCUCCACAUUUACUCCAAAAAAUAAUAAUAAUCAAUUCCAGCCAAGAUACAUGACUGAGGCGACUCCAGAGUAAACAAGCCAUUUGUUUUCUUUUCAUAGACCCAGGAUAAAAAGUGCUUCCUGAGCAUCCUGUCAAAACUAAAUAUUGUUUGGCCUGAAAAUACACAAGAUAAUUGAUAAAUAUUCACUGUAGUCUUAUAGUGCUUCCAUCCCCCAGGGAGUUCAAAUCAUAAACCUGUCUUCAUGCUGCCAUUUGACUGUAACACUACCUACUGUAUACUUCCACUGGUAAUUUGUUCUAACCUAAACUGAAAUAUUCCUGGACACUAUCAUAUAAAACCUGUAUAAUAAGUGAUGUGAUGUUGGCAGAAUGCAACAUGCGUUACAGUUUCAGCUCGACGGAACAACACAUCAGCUGUUUUCUGUAUGACUCAGUGUUGGUGUGUUUAACAGAUCAGAAAUGGAUGAUUGAUCCAGAAAUACGAUGUUGAAAAUAUCAGAAAUUAUGUUUUAUAUUCUUUUUUUUUUUGCUUUAAAAAGGGGAGGAGCAAACAAAGACGCGGUUCUGAGAAUAAUCAAUAAACCCACCUUGAAACAA